Molecule: messenger RNA, 1605 nt
Organism: Pleurotus ostreatus (oyster mushroom)
Lineage: Eukaryota; Fungi; Basidiomycota; Agaricomycetes; Agaricales; Pleurotaceae
Exons: 14
Coding region: 1-1605 (534 amino acids)
Molecular function (GO): heme binding; oxidoreductase activity, acting on paired donors, with incorporation or reduction of molecular oxygen; iron ion binding
Source: RefSeq, a predicted model, not a curated record
AUGAAUUACCUUCUUCUAGUGGUUGGCUUUGCUCUCGUCGCUCUUCUCCGGGCAGUAUAUCGACGAUACAAUCGUAUCUCUAUUCGUCAUGUACCUGGACCUCCAUCGGAUUCUUUCUUUCUGGGAAAUAUGCGCGAAUUCCACCGCAGACCAGUAGCCGAGGCCGAUUUUAAGUGGCAGGAAGAAUAUGGCAACAUCGUCAGGUUCAAAGCAGCGUUUGGGGAGGAUAGGCUACUCGUUAUGGAUCCCAAGGCUUUGCAGUACAUCUAUCAAACCGCAGGUUAUAACUUCCCAAAGCCCAGAGAAAGGCGGGAAAUGUCAAGGAUCAUCUCCGGGAAUGGUAUACUCUCCGCGGAAUUGAAUGAUCACAAGAGACACCGUAAAGUUCUGCUUCCCGGGUUCGGCGGACCAGAAUCUCGGGCAUUUUGGCCCAUCUUCUAUGGUUACGCCGCUCAGUUGACCUCCAAAUGGAAAGAUAUCAUCAGUAACUCGCCAAACCAAGAAGUCGUAGUAGACAUCCCACGAUGGACAUCCCGUGCAAUGUUAGACGCUAUUGGAGAAGCUGCGUUUGAUUACCAGUUUGGGGCGAUGGAGAACGCAGAAACCCCACUCAGUGUUGCGGCCAAGACAUUUGGAUCCUUAACCGAUUCGGCGAUAUUCAUGCAGAAUCUAUGGGCGUACCUUCCUCCGCAGUGCCUACACUUCAUUUCCUACUAUUCUCCGGGAUUCACGCUCAAACAUGCCCGCUCGACUGAGAAGAUUGCGACGGAUGUAGCUAGGAAACUUGUCCAAACGAAGACCGAGGAACUACGUCACGGUACAGAAAACCGGGAUAUCAUGAGUCUCCUUGUCAAGGCAAAUAACUCUGAGAAUGAGGGAGCCAAGUUAACUGAAGACGAACUCUACGCCCAGAUGAGGACCAUCAUGUUGGCGGGCCACGAAACCACGGCGAACUCCACCAGCUGGACGCUCCUUGAGUUGGCCCGACACCCCGAAAUGCAGAAACGCCUUCGUGAGGAAAUAUGGGCAAAGCAACAAGCCUUGGGACGCGAGUUCGAAGCUAGGGACCUUGAAUCGAUGCCCUACUUGCAAGCUGUCGUGAAGGAAUCUCUACGCUACCAUCCAGUAGUACCUUUGACCCAGCGCGAAGCCGGGCGCGACGAUGCGCUGCCCCUUUCCAAACCUAUCACUCUGACCACGGGUGAAGUUCUGCACAAACUACCUAUUCCCAAAGGGCAGAAGCUCGCGCUUUCGAUUGCUGGAUAUAACAGAAACAAAGAUAUUUUCGGCGAAGAUGCACAUGUAUUCAACCCAGAUCGCUGGUUAUCUAACUCCCCUAAGAAUGCUGUCAACGUGGGCGUAUAUUCUAACCUGCUCACUUUCGCCGGUGGACUGCGCGCAUGUAUUGGCUUCCGUUUUGCACUGCUCGAAUUCCAGGCAUUCUUGGUAGAGCUCGUUGGAACGUACGAGUUCUCCCUUACUGCCGAAUCAAAGAAGAUUCGCCGAGAGCCAUGUGGUGUAAUGGCUCCUUUCGUCGAAGGGCAAACCGAUAAGGAGGCGCAUCUACCACUCAAAAUCACGCUUGCCACGAAAGGUGCGGAGUAG